Molecule: messenger RNA, 351 nt
Organism: Pseudogymnoascus verrucosus
Lineage: Eukaryota; Fungi; Ascomycota; Leotiomycetes; Thelebolales; Thelebolaceae
Exons: 2
Coding region: 1-351 (116 amino acids)
Source: RefSeq, a predicted model, not a curated record
AUGGCCUGGGGAAGCGCGAAAGUUCCUAAACCCCCUGCACCUCCCAAGUCAGCCAUUGCCAAGCUCGUCCCUCUCAUUAUCCUCUUUGGAGUCCUGGGAGGCCUGGCAUUUGUCGGGUACCACAUCUACCUCUCGAUCAUGCAGAUCUCCGAUGCCGCCUCGAAGAAGAUGGAAAAGAAGAACGUUGUCUUCACAAAGGACGGCAUGAAAGUGGGCGUGAAAGAGAUCAGAAACGACGAUUACGUUGACCAGACGCAGAGCGUCCUCGUCAAAGCGUGGAACCUGAGUACCUGGCCCGGCUACAAAUCCAAGAUCUGGAACAAGGAGAAGGACGAGGGAAAGACGAAUUAA